Adineta ricciae is the source of this 840-nucleotide messenger RNA. Lineage: Eukaryota; Metazoa; Rotifera; Eurotatoria; Adinetida; Adinetidae. The record is from the annotation of a GenBank genome assembly.
AUGAAAGACCAAUCUGUAGUCUUCGUCGAGAAAAUCGUUGAUCCAACAACAAAUAACUUCCAAUUUUGUCUCGCGACCGAGCGUUGCUGUGAAAUUUGCGGUAUGUCAACAAUCAAGACUGAAAUUCAUACUGCAUUACUUAUUCAUGUGACUGACGAAGUAUCGAAAACAACGAAGACGAACUCAUUGACUGAUUUACUAACAAACUACUUUGCAUCUGAGUCAAUGGACGGUUGCUAUUGCGAUCAGUGUCAAUCAAACCAAAGGAAAUCGAUUAAAUACAGUCUAGAGAGAUUACCUCGAAUUUUUAUUUUUUAUUUGAAACGAUGGCAUAUUACCAAGAAUUCGUAUGGCGAACUUCAAUCAGUUUCGAAAGAAGAUCACCCAAUAGAUUGUUCACUUGAAAUUGAUGUGUAUCCAUUUUGUUCAGCGAAAACUUCUCAACCACCGAUGUUGAAUUACAUAGAAGAACUGCCUAAUUUGAAAGAUCUGUUCAAACAACGUGAUGAGAUUCUCAAUACUGUCGAAGCAAAACGUGCACGACUAGAAGACAUCGAUUCAGAAAAGACGAAUAUAGACGAAAUGGAAAAUCAAAUUGCAACCCAUGCUGACUAUCGUCUUUUUGCGGUUAUUAAUCAUCACGGUGGUUCAAGUGAUGUUGGGCAUUAUACAUCGACAGUUUAUGAUGCAAAAGGAGAUACAUGGUGGACAUAUGACGAUACAUCAGUUACAUCAUGUACACAGCAACGUGUUCUGAAAGAUUUAGCUCCUGAUGCCUAUGGUGUUAUGUAUAUGCAUAAAGAUAUAUUGAAAUUAUUUCAACCUAUGGCUUCCAAGUAA